Molecule: messenger RNA, 602 nt
Organism: Vigna angularis (adzuki bean)
Lineage: Eukaryota; Viridiplantae; Streptophyta; Magnoliopsida; Fabales; Fabaceae
Product: GTP cyclohydrolase 1-like
Exons: 1
Coding region: 1-321 (106 amino acids)
Biological process (GO): tetrahydrobiopterin biosynthetic process; tetrahydrofolate biosynthetic process
Cellular component (GO): cytoplasm
Molecular function (GO): GTP binding; zinc ion binding; GTP cyclohydrolase I activity
Source: RefSeq, a predicted model, not a curated record
AUGGGCUGUUUGGAUGAAGGAAAUGGGGACAUUGAAAAUGGAGUGAAUAUAGGGUGUGGUGAAGUUGGUUUUGAGGAAGAAGCAAAGCCAGAUAUUGCUGCCAUUGAGGAGGCUGUAAAGGUGCUGUUGCUAGGUCUUGGGGAAGAUAUCAACAGGGAAGGGCUUAGGAAGACACCACUUCGGGUUGCCAAAGCCUUUCGUGAGGGAACCAGAGGUGACCAUGUCUAUGAAUGUUUUGGACUUAUGAUUUUCAUUCUAGACAUGUUUAGACAAACUGAAGAACUUACUAAAAAAGAAAAUAAGGAAGGGAAAAUGGAUUGAACUUCUUCUUAAAAUUCAUUGUACAGUCUGGAAAAUCUAGAUGAUAAAAUUUUAGCUUAUCAGAUAAAUUCAAUUAAUCUUGCGUUUUUUGUUUUCUUUUCCUUUAAGUGUUUGGUGGAGUCUUACUUUAGCCUGAUGAAGGAUGAUGAUUUGAUUAAUGUCACUCAUGGUUGUUUCGUUGGUGUUCCUUUUAUUGUUUCACGAGUCAUGUUCUUGAAAGAUAUUUUUGUCCCUUCUUUAGAUUAAGAUUGAAUCUGGUGUUGAGAGUUAUAAUUUUUUUU